Molecule: messenger RNA, 219 nt
Organism: Paramecium tetraurelia
Lineage: Eukaryota; Ciliophora; Oligohymenophorea; Peniculida; Parameciidae
Exons: 2
Source: RefSeq, a predicted model, not a curated record
AUGGGAUGCACAUGUAGCAGUAAAAGAGAGUAAUCUCCUUAGAAGACAAUCAAAUCAACUCAAUCUACUUCAAAUCAACUACAUCUUCUCAUAGAAACCAAAAUGUUUAAAAUCUAUAGACCUCAUCAAAAAUUAUAAAAUAUCUCUAACAGUACAAUAUUAACAAGAAGAAGAAUAAAAAUGGAAAUCAAAGAUCUCGAAUACUAAGAAACUAAAUGA